AUGAAGGUUCUUGUUUAUCUGAUGCUGUCAUGCCAGCUGGCGGCUCUUCCGGUAUUGCCGUCACAGACUCUGUUGGCUGAUUCUGCGCCAUCUUCCACGCCCGUUGUGGUAGAAAAGCGGAUGAAAAAGGCUAUUGUUAACAAGGACUACGCGCAGAGAAUGCAAGGAAAGGGCACCAGUUCGACCGCAGAGGCUGAGAUGCCGGCUCCUUGGCUGCGUACGAUCUACGGAAGCAUACCGGAGAUUGUGACGCCGACUGUAGUGGGCGGAAUCACGUUCAGUGCCAAACCUCCGGCCACCACGAACGGACUGGAGCCCUGGAUCUCGCUCAAGAAAGACGGGUCUCCAAAGACGAUAAACCCAAAGAUGAAGAACGGAAAGAUCCAGAACGGCCGUCCGGACCUCAAGACGUAUUUCCAAACAGCCACCACAGUCACAUACGACAAGGAGCAACUGAAGGCACAUAACAUGGCAGACGAUCAGGUGUUCACCGAGGUGAUCUGGCAGCCAGAAGACGAUACUUAUGUGUCUUUGAACCCGCUUAUGAGGUGCACUCCAGACUUCUACUAUAAGAAGGGAGUUGCCAGGGAGCUUGUUUCGGAGCCAUUCUGUUCGCCGCACGAAAACCAGAAACUGCAAACGGGCAAGACCUACUUCCUCACAUGGUACACCAGGUUCUUUGAGAAUGCCAGCAACGUGCGUGUCCACUACGCCUUUUUGAAAGAGUCCUCCAGAGAAAAGGGCAUGGCCAAGAGAGAUCUGGUAGAUUUGGGAGCACCGGUCAAGCCUAGAACCAAAAGCGUCCAUCACUCUACAGGACACAAGGGGGCCCUUCCUGGCACGUUUUUCUCCUCUGACUGGUUUAUCAAUAGAGAUGGAUACUUCCCGAUCGAAGUGGACGAAGAAUGGCUUGGAAAACAGCAGAGCAAGGCGGUUCUCAUCGCCAUCCAGCCGGACACCGUGGACGACGAAGACUUCAACCUCAUCGAAUCCGCGCACGUCGUGGUUCUGUUCCAGAAACGUGCUGUCGUUGCCAAAAACAGCAAGAUCGACAAGGAGCUCCAGGACCGUACGGGAACCAACGAUAAUGUUUACUACGUCAUUAUGUCUGUUCCUACCGUUGUAAUCAUUGCGGUCUUUGAACAGUACACCCAAGACCUGUCCAAUCUGCCGUCGGAGCUGGCAUAUUUGCUGGAGGAGUUGCGGGAGAAAGACCUCAAGCUGUAUGAUAUCAAGAAACGCGUAGGACAACGAGAUAACCAAUUGUUCAAGUUGAUCAAACAACAAGGCUCGUUGGUGAAGCAUCCCAAGGAGGACCAGAUAUACCAGAAAAACAGAGAAGACUUUGAAAAAGGCAUCAAGCUUCAGGAGGAAAAGUGUGUAUUAGCAAACACGGCGCUGUUUCUGCUGGCCAAGCAUUUGACCAAGCUGGAGAACGACAUCGAAAAGCUCGAACAGGAAGGAGUGGUACCUCCGAUUCUCAACGAGGAAUCAUCUGAAGAGGAGGACGCUGAAAAUGGCAUGCUGGACAUGCUGAGCUCGCAAAUUUCGAGCGCGUCGCUGGAUUCAAUGGGCUCGCUGACCCGCAAAGGCCGUCUUUCUCGCAAAUCAAGACACUCUACGCCGUCUAACGUCUACGUGAGCAACUACGCCAGUUCCUUCGGCGGCAUUCGAAAUAGAAUGACAUCUGAAGAGUUGAGCGAUCUAGAGAUGGAUGACAUGAUGAUAAGAGCGCCACGGAAGAAGAACUCUCUACUAGAGCACGGUGCUUCUGGUACGGUGACCAUACCAAAGGCGCCAAACCACAACUACAACGAGGAAGAUGAGCUGUGUCGUACGGAAACAUGAUUGCAUGUGAUAACUCAGAUUGCAAGUACGAGUGGUUCCACUAUGACUGUGUGGGGCUGAAGGAGCCGCCACAGGGGAUUUGGUACUGUCCCGACUGUCGUAAGGACAUGGAGCUUGGACGAAAGACCGACAGAAGACGCAGAGACCGCUAGAUUCUGGUUUGCCACGUGUCUUUGACUCGUUUUUGGCUUACUAGAGGACGCACGAGAAGAAUCGACAGGACUAGCAAGGCCAUGGUUGCCAUCAGAGCGUUUUUGUUGAAAUCGCCUUUCAUGGAGUCGAAAGAGCUGGACGGGCGCACCAGCGUCGCAAAGAGGUCGGUCCCGCUGCCCACCACCAGCGUGGUAGACUCGAGCUCGGUCGGUACAGACACCAGUUUCUGGGUUCCUAAGAUUUUUCUAUAAUGAGACAACGUCAGUUUGGGAUUCAAAGGUAGAACAGGCUGAUAUUUCAUAGGUGUACGCUCAGUCUUCUGCUUGCUGGUAUUGAAAGGACGUCUGGCAUUGACCAGUGCCCGGGGGAGAGCAACGAUUUCGCCCGAUUCCAAAGCAACAAUGACCCAUUUGGAGCUCACGUUAUGCUUGGUUCGUGUGAUCGUCAUGGCAGACACCGGGGCCGGCAAAAUGUAGGUCCGCACCUGAUGCUCCGGAACCUUCGAUCUUCUAUCGGGAACGAGCGACUCGUACAGCUCGAUGACUCCACAGAUGCUGGUCUCUGCGUUUUUCUCUGUCGUGGUGAAUAUGAUAAAGUUUUCUUCGAUAAAAAGCUUCAAAGAAUCCGGGUUCUCCGUCCUGUGAGUAAACGAUGAGUAUGUUUGGUUUGUGGCUUUGUUGUAAACCACAAACCUGACGACUCGCUCGUCGUCGUUGUAGAAUGCGGCCACUGCCGUGAAGGGAUUGAGGUAUUUGUACAGUGCUCUCCUAUUUUCCAGAACAACUGCUGGAGAUGCCACUUCUGAGUUAUUGUAUCUUCUCGAGGCGGCCUGCAGCAGGCGGUAGGAGGUGUCAAGGUUCGGAGGGUAUAGCGCUUCUGCUUCGUGCUGAACGUCCGUUUCAGACAGCCUUCCGUCUGUGACACAGAAGACGUGGUCAUUGACCGCAUAUGCCUGGUUGUCUACCUUGAAUAUUUUUGUGAAUCCGUGGCCUUUGAUGCUCCAUUCAUGGUGUCCGUAGCUGUCAAAGCCAUAGAUGUUUCCAUUAGUGGUCAAGACGAGAAUAGUUUUGUUAAAUCCAAAGUGCUUAUCGCUUUCCGACGGUGCGCUAUCCAGCAGCAGACGAAUGUUAUGCUUUGUUCUUCCAACGUAUCCGGACCAGUGUUUUUCACGUUCGAAAUCUUCAGCGGUGACUGCCAGCCUUUCGUGGCGGUCGAUUACUUCAAUAUCUUUGAUCUGGGCUAAUGACUCGUCUCUGGCCCACUUCAACUCGCCGUCUGCAUAUAGCAGCACGUCAUUUCCAGAAACCACAAACACGUUGAGCGAGUCGCCAAUAGUGGCGGCCUCGAAUAGGUCGGGGCGCGAGUCCAACGAAAAGGAACUAAUUGGGCUUGUUGGCUCGUCCAAGUCGUAAAUAUUCACUUUUUCCCCGACAGUGACAAGAAACUGGGAGCUGGCAACCCUCGCGUGUGUGGACCCGGCAAGAGCGGGAGCGAAUUUUGUGUUCUUCUGUCUCUGGAGCUUGCCAUUUUCAAGCUUGUAGACGUCUUUGUUGCACACGAUCCCGUCAUCUGUCAGUAAAAUCUGGCUGAAAUCGCAUACCAAUGAGCCGCUCGCACCUUCCAGAACCCAGUAAGACACUGCUUCAGACUCAUUUUUCGUGAUCAACACCACCUGAUCGACGAAAUAUGCAAUUUUGCUGGACACCACAUCUCCAACGCUUGCGAUAGGCCUCUGCUGCAAUUUUCUGUCUAUUUCUGUGACAGACCCAUCCUUAUGGACAAUGAGAAGCGACUCAUCGCGUAUGUUGUGAAUUCCAGCAAUACUGCCGGUCUCGAAUUCGUGUUCAAUUAGGCCGUCGAUAGUCCAGAAUAUAACGCGCGACAACAGCCCGUGGUUCAUUCCGGUCACGACAAUUCCAUCCCAGGCAGGACACAAUAUCGAAUCCUCGUCUAUAGGCGUGGCCGACUGAUAUCUAUACAAAACAUCGCCCGUGGAGGAACUGAGAACCGAAUAUAUGUUUUGAUCAGUCAAACAGUAAACGCGGUUGUUUGCGAUGACAGAGCUAAACGGAACUCCUAUCUGAACAGUCUGCCAGUCAACGCGGAACAUUUCGUCCGCUGGAAG
Molecule: messenger RNA, 4126 nt
Organism: Ogataea polymorpha
Lineage: Eukaryota; Fungi; Ascomycota; Pichiomycetes; Pichiales; Pichiaceae
Exons: 3
Coding region: 1-1848 (615 amino acids)
Biological process (GO): regulation of DNA-templated transcription
Cellular component (GO): Rpd3L-Expanded complex; nucleus; Rpd3L complex
Source: RefSeq, a predicted model, not a curated record